Messenger RNA from Paramecium pentaurelia, 905 nucleotides. Lineage: Eukaryota; Ciliophora; Oligohymenophorea; Peniculida; Parameciidae. The record is from the annotation of a GenBank genome assembly.
CAUGUCAAGUGACAACCCAGAUGGUCAACCCUUGGAUUUCGAAUAUUAUGAAACCAAUUAUCCAUAUUUGAAUGUUAAGAAAAAUCUUCUAAACAACACUUUAUCAAAAUGGAGAAGGGCUAUAGCACCUUAUAACCCAUUUGCCAUGCAAUAAAUCCCUAAUCAAAAGAGAAUGGGUAUGGGUAUAAGAAAUGGUAAUGGAUUUUACUUCCCUGAUCCAUAUCCUAACAGAGUUAAUUGGAGUGUGUUUUUCCCAACUCAUUAUGAUCCUUUGAGUGAAUAACACUUUGGAAAUCAUGGAUGGUAGACAAGAAAGUAAUAACAAAUCCUAAAUGAAAUAGAGAUGCACCAAUGUUUACAGCACUAGCAAUUAGAGCUUAAGCACUUCCAAGAGGAUGUGUUAGAUAAAUUGAAGCCUUCAAAAGAUGCUAAAAUGUAAAUGGAGCAACUAAAUGUCAAGAAGAAGCUGAUAACAUCAUUUCUAUUUGUCCAAAAUGGGCUUUGGAAGGAUUGAAGGAAAAAAAGAAACAACUUGAUAAAAUCGAAGCCAUCUAGACACUCCAAUAUCGUUCAGUUUUAGAGGUUUCUCCCUACAAUAAGGUAAAAUUAUAUUGUAAAUAUUAUUUAUAGGGUAGAACAGUAAAAGAUGUUUCAGAUAAGACCUGGGCUGAUGGACAUAGAGAUAAGUUGAGACCUGAUACAAUGUGGGCUGAUGAGAGAUAUACAAAUAUAACUUAGAGUGAAAUUAAUGAAGCUAAGAAAAGAGUGGCUGCUAGAGAUGCUGCAAGUGGAAGGUAUGAAUAAAAUACUAAGUUAAUAUAGAGUUAAGGAUAAGGUGUACCCUGUGCAUCAUCCAGAUAUGUCGAGUUCUCAUAUCAGAGAAGACAAACCUCUAUAUCCAUGAU